This is a messenger RNA of Paraglomus brasilianum, 285 nucleotides long. NCBI's taxonomy places the organism in Eukaryota, Fungi, Glomeromycota, Glomeromycetes, Paraglomerales, Paraglomeraceae. The record is from the annotation of a GenBank genome assembly.
AUGAGUACACUUGUUGUCAUUGAUAAAAGGCUUCUUGUUACAUAUCCAUCAGAAGCUGCCCUUGAAGUGCUUUUUGAGGAAACAAGUCAACUUGAAAUUUUGAGAGAACUGGAUGGAGCCUUUCAAUCUGGUAGUAUUCUGGAAGCAGGAUGCCAGGGUGAGCUGGUUGCAAGAUUAGCUGCUCGAAUAAAAUUGAUCAGUAACGAUGAGGAAGUUGUUGAAUUAGUCGAACAUCCUGUUGCGGGAGAGUAUAUUAAGGGAAUGAUUAUCUUUCUCAUUUUUUAA